Messenger RNA from Camelina sativa (false flax), 1341 nucleotides. Lineage: Eukaryota; Viridiplantae; Streptophyta; Magnoliopsida; Brassicales; Brassicaceae. The record is from RefSeq and is a predicted model, not a curated record.
CCUGAACGAUUAGUGAUUAAGGGUUUGGAGAAAAAUCACUCCUUUGUACCCCUCCGGCGAACCGUCUUCUGUCGCUGGCCAUUACAUCUCCGGCGAACCAGCUUCUUCUUCUUCCCCGGUCAGGGGGUCAAGUUCAUUGCUUUCUUCUAAAAAUCUGGUAAAUUAGCUGCUCGAGAAGCUCUAGUUACGAACUGAAAUUCAAAUCUGAUCAGGGCUGUAAUUUAUUUAUGUUUGCUGGAAGUGAAGUUGAUUGGGAAUAAGAGAGGAAGAGUCUUGAAGUUGGAGCAAAUAGAGUAGUGUCUAUGGAAGACGAUCCAAGUAACCCUCAUGAACUCGAUUUUGAGAAAGCCGAUCGACCAAUUUGGUUGAUGAAGUGUCCUGUAAUUGUCGCCAAGGCGUGGGGGAAGCUAGCUCCUUCCUCGGAAUCUAUUGACUUGGCCAAGGUUGUUCUCAACAUUGAUCCUCUACGACCUACCCCCGAGUUCACUAUGAAGAUGCAUAAUGCUGAGUUUGAAAACAUGCCAAAGAGCUACGCUUUGAACAUGUUCAAAGACGUUGUUCCCAUGCAGGCCUUUUCGGAUAUCAAUCAAGUGAAUACAGCUGUUGAAGGAAAGAUAGAUCACAAAUUCGAUAUGAAGCCAUAUGGCGAAGACAUUGAAGAAUAUGCAAGGCUUUGUCGGGAGAGAACGACCAAAGCCAUGGUUAAAAAUCGACAGAUACAGGUUAUCGAUAAUGACCGCGGAGUACAUAUGAGGCCCAUGCCUGGAAUGUUUAAUUUUGUUUCAUCCUAUUCAAAGGAAAAGAAGAGACCUGCCCAAGUCAAGCAAACAGAGGUGAAGAGGACGAGAAGAGACCGUGGUGAACUUGAAGCUAUAAUGUUCAAGCUAUUCGAAGGACAACCUAACUGGACACUGAAGCAGCUUAUACAGGAGACAGACCAACCAGCACAGUUCCUGAAAGAAAUACUGAACGAGCUGUGCGUGUACAAUAAGAGAGGAUCGAACCAAGGGACAUAUGAGCUUAAACCUGAAUACAAGAAAAGUGCCGAAGAUGAUGACGCAGGUGGGCCCUGAAACCAACUAACCCCUUGUGUAGCACUAUAUUCAUGUGCCAUAGUACCCUGAGUCAUUUGAUCGGGGUAAAACAGAUUUUAGCAGAGGAGAAAAGAAUUGUUUUUAAUAUUUUAGUUUGUAUUAUUAUAAACUAAUAUCGUUGAAGGAACUGGUCAUGAUUCCCAUGGCUGCGAGAUUCCGAUGUCUGGGUGGCCUUGUUUCAGCACCUUGAAGGUGUAGAUCUUGUAUGUCUCCACGUUCUUCUUCGAUCUCGGUUUUCUUCUCUGCA